Molecule: messenger RNA, 267 nt
Organism: Pseudocercospora fijiensis CIRAD86
Lineage: Eukaryota; Fungi; Ascomycota; Dothideomycetes; Mycosphaerellales; Mycosphaerellaceae
Exons: 4
Coding region: 1-267 (88 amino acids)
Source: RefSeq, a predicted model, not a curated record
AUGGAGAAGGGUUAUAAUAAGGCUCAAUGCUGGUCUCGUACCGCUCAGCCUCGUCUAGACGAUAAAACCCAUAAUUGCAUUUAUAGCUCGCCACGUAAAGUUACUGACGGGAGCCAUCAACCUGGUUGUAGUAAUCAUGUACUGAAUGGAACGCAAGUUGGCCAGACCUCCCUAUCCGAAUUGCUGUUCGAUCUGUCUGCCGGGGCUUCUUCUAAAUCUUCUCUUGCAUGGCUCCACUAUAUGAUAUUGCUGCCACUUCCUAUCUGA